AUUAUAUAAACAUAAAUAUGUAGUAAAAUAAGUUAAUAAUAUGCUAGUUAGAAGUGGUGAAUUUGCUUGUGAUGAAUUAGGUAUGUUGAACUUCGCGUUUAUGAUAAGCUAAUUAGGUAAGCUUUAAGAGAAUAACUGCCAUUAGUUAAAUUUUGUGAACUUAGGUUUGGCGGAUUUGCUUGAUAUUUUCCGUGGUAUAUAAGCAUAGAAAAGUAAUUAAAUCAGUAAGUAAUAUGCUAGUGAUUAGUGCCCGUGGGGAGUUAGAUAUGUUGAAUUAAGCCUUAGUGAUUCGGUCAUCUAAAGUUUAACAAAAAUAUGUAAAUUUUAAGAAAGUAAAUGUCAUUAGAUAUGGUUAAUUUAGAAGCGGGAAAUUAAGGUGUGGUGAGUUUACGUGAUAUUUUCAAUAUUAUAUAAGCUCAGCUUUUGUGAUAAGCUGAAUAAUGUAGGCUUUACGAGUAUAAGUGGAAUUAGUUAAAUUUUAUGAACUUUGAUUUGGUGGGUUUCUUUGAUAUUUUCAAUACCAUGUUAACAUAGAAAUGUAUGUAAUUAAAUUAGUAAGUAACACGCUAGUGACAUUUGGUGAAUUUUCCCGUGGUGGUUAGGUAUGCUGAAUUAAGUCUUGGUGAUUCGGUCGUCUUAAGUUUAACUAACUUUUGUAAGCUUUAAGAAAAUAUUUGUCAUUAGUUAGAUGUGGUUAAUUUAGAACUGGUGAGUUUAGGUGUGGUGUGUUACUUUAGUAAUUUCCAUAUUAUAUUAACAGAAAAAUGUCAUUAAAUCAGUUAAUAAUAUGUUUACGAGGUAUGACAAUUUCACCUCUGGUGAGUUAGGGACUUUUAAUUAAGCUUUGGUAAUACAGAUGACUGCAUGAAGUUUAGUUGAAUUAAGUAAGCUUUAAGUGAGUGUCAUUAGUUAUAGGUCAGGUGGUGAACUUAAAAGUGGUGAGUUUAGAUGUGGUGGAUUUCUUUAAUGCUUUAGAUAACAUUAAUAUAAAAAUGUAAUUAAAUCAGAUUGUAAUAUGGUAAAUUUGGCUGUGUUGAGUUAGGGAUGUUGAAUUAAGCCUUAGUGAAUAUGAACGAAAUUUGUUAACAUAGUAAGCGAAAAAAAUGCUAUUAGUUAGAUGUGGUGAAUUUAGAAGUGGUGAGUUUAGGUGUGGUGAGUUUUAUUUAAACUUUGUUUCUUUCUCUACGUAUAAAAAUUUUUGAUGCUGCUCUUAAACUAUACCCUUUUCUUCAACCAAAUGCGGUCAGUAAUUUGCUCUUAGAAAUUAAACUCACUAACUAUAAGCUGAACGAAGAGAAUCUUACAAAUAUAAAAAGUCGCACAAGUAAUAUAUUUCAGACCAUAUACACUAUUUGUUUACAGCAACAAUUUUGGAUUUUAUACUUUAAAUCGCCUGAAAUAUGUAUGCGCCAUAGUUACAGAGUGUUCCUAGUUUCGAAGAGAGUCUGGUAGAAUUUUUGUAGUAAUAUAGAAGUAUACAGUAGGUGGUUAAGGGGAUCAAAGGGGUUUGAGUUCUAAAAUCUUGCGUACUUUUGACAUUUUUUUCCUGUUAAACAUUUCAUUCUUCAAGAACCGCUUUUUUCCAUUUAAUAUACUUAUUCCGGUAUAUAUGGACUUGGUACUUGGACUUCUGUUGUAUUAGUAUAGUAUAAACAUACAUAUAUACCGCUUGUGAAUACCCUUUGUCCCCCCCUUCUUUUGUGCUCUCCAACGAAUAUACACAACAAAAACAAUCAAAAAUUUUCCAUCAAAGUUUUUUUUUUUUGAAAAUUUGAUUAUCAAGAAAUAAUGUAAACUUCAAAAACGCACUGCGAAUACACAGGCGAUGGAACCAAGUCGCACGAGAGUUUGCAUUUGUUAUUUAAUAUCGACAUUUCUAAUUGGUUACUUCAUCUACAUACUGGUCUCAAGCAAUUUGGAGAAUAGGCGCAAACUCGGCCGACUGCGUGAGGAGGUCGACGAGAUAGCGCACGUUGUGCUGCACACGGCGCCGGGACAAGGUGACACAAAGCACUUAAAUGAGAUCGUUGACGGCAUACUGAAGAAGCGGCUCGCCGGCAUCUGGGAUGACUUGUACACGAUGAAAAAGCAGUUGCGGCUCACAGAAUGUACCGGCCGCACGACAACGACGGCACACACCAUGACGGGGGAGGGUGAGGGCGGCGCUUUAAUGGAGCGCACUAUGCCGGCGCGUGUCAAUUAUGCAGCGGAGGAGUUAGGCGCAAAGGUGCAUGAUGUGAACGCUGAGCCGCUGAAUGGCGGCAAUCUGGUGCGUUCAGUGCUCGGGCUGCAGUACAGCGCAAAUCCGCCUAUAAAUAUGCUAAAGCCCGGCAUGGAACCGGGCAAUUGUUUUGCUUUCAAGCGCGCCAAGGCGGUGGUGACCAUCAAGCUGGCGCAGGCGAUAUUUGUGGAGAGUUUCGAGUUGGCGCAUCUGUGCAAGGACAAUGCACCCAAUAAUGAUACAACGAGUGCGCCGAAGGAUUUCGAAGUUUACGGCAUCACCGCUACUUCAUCGAAAGAAGCGAAGUUUGGUGACUUUACCUACACAAAUCAGCAUCCGCCCGCACAAAAUUACGAGGUGAAGAGUGAAUGUAAAUACCUUUAUAUGCGCUUCAAGUUCAAGUCGAAUCAUGGACAUCCGGAAUACACCUGCAUCUAUCGCAUUGCAGUCUAUGGGCGUAGUCAGAAGUGAGCAAUAGUUGGCGAAAGGUCUUAAGAUCAUCCACAUAUUUAUAGGUUUUAUCCCUCACAUGGGGUAUAUAAUAUACAUAUGUACAUGCGGUAAAUAGUAUUUAUUACAACUUUUUUAUGACUCAGGUAAAAUAUUUGUUAAAGAAAAUUGUUAACUUUUCUUGCUUACACUUAUGUUUGGUAUAUUUUUUACACCAUUAUUAAAACCUACACUGAAAAAUAUUUUUUUUUUGCAUAAGUGCUAUGUGAACUGUAUUUUUUAUAAUUCUUG
Molecule: messenger RNA, 2962 nt
Organism: Bactrocera neohumeralis
Lineage: Eukaryota; Metazoa; Arthropoda; Insecta; Diptera; Tephritidae
Gene: spag4
Product: SUN domain-containing protein 3
Exons: 5
Coding region: 1826-2692 (288 amino acids)
Biological process (GO): nuclear envelope organization
Cellular component (GO): meiotic nuclear membrane microtubule tethering complex; nuclear envelope
Molecular function (GO): protein-membrane adaptor activity
Source: RefSeq, a predicted model, not a curated record